ACUGGCGUGGUGCGUACGACCAGCAACACCAACACUGCCACUAGAGCCAUUCGCAUAAUCAAAACACGCAAAUCGUACGCGAAAGUCAGGGCAAAUUUUCCGGCUAAUUAGAAAGAAAACUUAGUUUUUCUCGAUUCAAGUGGCAGCGGAACGAUGAACAGCAUCGGUGAGAAUUGUACCGAGUUGAAAAAGAAGUACGAUACCUGCUUCAAUCAGUGGUUUUCCGAGCGCUUUCUGAAGGGUGAUGCCGACGAUUCGGUGUGUGCGCCGCUGUUCCGGGUGUACCAGCAGUGCGUGAAGGACGCAAUGAAAGCACAGCAGAUCGAGUUCAAGGAAAUUGAAAGUGACUACCUGGGCUCCGAGAAGGAGCAAAAAGUUCCUCCGAAGAGCGGCGGUUCCAGCUGACCCUGAUCUGUGUCGCUCGGCAGCAUCACCACUGGCCAUUGAAAACCAGGAGCACACUACGACCGCAACUGACUGAACUGUGAACGAUGAUGGGAGAGACGUAUGACGUAUGAUGAAAUCAAAUCAAUUCCACACACAUUGAUGGUGGUGCUAGGCGCGAAUCGGAUGCGGGUGAUAUUAUAUGCACCGUUCGCAUGCAAUAGCUGAACUCGGAAGCCACGCUUUCCAACUAUAUUUUCAUGUUGUUCUUUUUUGAGUUUUCAUGAAAAUGAGGGAGAACGGUGCACUUCGGAGCCACUCUAUCUAGUCGAAAGUAAAAUGUUAUGAUAAUAAAAGUAAGUUUUAGUAAAUCAAAGCAAAUAAAAACAACUAAGUUAGGAGAAUAUCCACUGUGUCAUUUGGAGUUGUUCGACGGCUUUAAUCAGUUUUUAUGAUUAUGCUUAUUCUCUUGCUGUUGAGUACAAUUACUUAACUCCUUAGGAGUUACUAAUAAAUCAAUACAUAAUGAAACACAAUAAA
Aedes albopictus (Asian tiger mosquito) is the source of this 924-nucleotide messenger RNA. RefSeq names its product TP53-regulated inhibitor of apoptosis 1. The transcript is spliced from 2 exons. Lineage: Eukaryota; Metazoa; Arthropoda; Insecta; Diptera; Culicidae. Gene Ontology annotation, molecular function: phosphatidic acid transfer activity. The record is from RefSeq and is a predicted model, not a curated record. Gene Ontology annotation, cellular component: nucleus; mitochondrial intermembrane space; cytosol. Bases 154 to 405 code for a protein of 83 amino acids. Gene Ontology annotation, biological process: phospholipid translocation.